AUGUGGUUCCAGCUAUCCACCCUCCAGCUUGUUGCCUCUGCGGUCCUGCUGCCGGCCUCUCAAGCAUUCAGCAUUGUAACAACUAAUGAUGCAAACACUCUGGCCGCUGCGAUUUUUGGCCAGGGCACAACCAUUCUUGGUGCCACUUUCUCAGGCUCAUCAGCUAGUUCCGGGACCUUUACCGAUGGGCCUUUUGGUAUCGGAAGCGGUGCGAUACUCACCUCUGGCGCUGCCGACGGUGCUCUGCCCAACGGUGACCACUAUGUCAACAACGGAGCAUCUGGUUCGGCUGACUAUUGCGGUCCAAGCACCUUCAAUGCAGCGAUAUUGUCUGUCGACUUUUUCGUUGACCCAGCCUUUAACGGUGUCAGAGUUGAGCUCAUUCUUGCGUCGGAAGAAGAAGGCGGUUCCGCUGACCCCGUUGGCAUCUUUCUUGACGGCACGCAAUAUGCCUUCGACCCCGAUGGGAACCGAAUAACCGCGGUCACUCCUUAUCUUGCGCAACCUCUUGUCAUCACGCCGCCCAACAGUGUGACCUCAUAUCCCGGCUCAACGGCACCUUUCUGGAUUGAUAUCCUCGCCUCCGGUGCUCAUACCAUGGUCAUUGCUAUUUGCGAUCAAGGUGAUGCGGAGUGGGACUCGGGGCUUCUGAUAAAAGCUGAGGGCUGCGUUGAUUGCGAUAACGAGGUUCGCCUCGCCUAUGUAACGACCACAACUACAUUAGCGGCAGGCGAGGCGCCUUUCACGUCGACUACCACGGCUUCAGGAACUGUGUCUGGGACAAUCAGGAUCGGGGUAUUAGCCGAGGAGACAACCACAACUACUGCCGAAGAGACAACCACUACAACUGCGGAGGAGACAACUACCACGACUGCAGAGGAGACAACCACUACUACUGCCGAAGAGACGACCACCACGACUGCGGAGGAGACAACCACCACGACUGCGGAGGAGACAACCACUACAACUGCAGAAGAGACGACUACCACAACAGCAGAGGAUACAACCACUACUACUGCGGAGGAGACAACUACUACGACUGCAGAAGACACAACCACUACUAUUGACGAAACCACAACUACUGUUCAAGAGCCCUCAACUGCGACAACCAACGACGAGCCCACAACUACCACUGCCCAAAGCCCUACCAUAGAUGGAACUACUGAAACAUCAACAGUCACAUCUUCUGAAGAACUGCUAGGUACUACUACAACAACUCUAGCGGCAAGUGAUACAACGACAGCGUAUUCCCUCACUGCCACCGAGUCAAUGUCCGAUACUACCACAACGGCCCAGGACUCUUCCAUUGAGAGUACAACGGGUCAAGAGACGAUCAGUUCGUCCAAUGCCCUUACCGAUGGUACAACUACCUCCUCUGAUGAUAUUGAAACGCCCUCCAUUAGUUCAGCAGCCUUAAUUUCUACUGAUGAACUCCCUGGGAGCUUGAGCAGUGGCAUUUCAACCCUGGAUACUACAGUCUCGAGUCCUAGCACUACAAGGAUAGUCGAGCCUUUGGAAACAACCACGGUCCAACAGACUGAGUCGACUGACAUAGUCACUCCCUCCUCCACAGGGUCCAGAGAAGUAACAAGCUCGGCCGAUGCCGUUACUUUAACUACAGAGGAUAUGACAAGUACAGCAGCAUCGACAAUUGCCACCGCGUCUGUUAUGCCGUCUAACCUAGCCGCGAUUGGGACAUUUAGGUUCCAAGGCUGUCUAGGAUCUCCAGAUGGCUAUCCCAGCUUUGAAUUAAUCGGUGAAACGCCCGAAAUGACCACAGAGGAAUGUGUGAGACUCGGAACCGGGCGUGCUUAUAUCGGUAUCUACUUAAGAUCCUGCUAUGCAGCGGAUACGUUAGACUCUGCCGACCUAAUACCGAAUGGUCGUUGUGAUUUACCAUGUCCUGGUGACCUAGGCCUCUUCUGUGGCGGAAUAAUCGACACGGGCUCAAACCUUGAAUCACGCUUCAAGUCUCGCCGACGUCUCAGCCGUCGAGAUGCUCCGCCAAGUAUUCUACUUACCUUAUACGCGAAUAUCAACGCCGCUUCUGCUUCUCUAGCGACUUCGGAUGUUCCCAGUACUGUCGACGCGACGACAGACAACUCUCUCAUUCCUACAUUCAACCCUACCAUUCCUGUUUAUCCAUCUUUAAGCACACAAUCUUUUAUACAAUCUUUCAUUAACUCCGCUAUCCCCAUCGAGCCUUCAGUUUCUAUCACUCAGUCACAAGGGGGACGACCCAUUAUUCCUCCAUUUCCAACAACUGCCCCUUUCAAUGCUGGAAACUUCACGAGGACUGAAGCUAUCGCGCCUAUAGUUACUACUAUAACAUAUACGGCCGUUGACCCUAAUAACCCAUCAUUUUUAACCGUCACUGAGUUUUGUACCACCUUGAGGCCUCCUCCCUGCCGUCAAUGCCAGUAUCAGAAACCACCAACAGUGGAGAUAACAACCAUCAAAGUUGACUGCAAUGGUUGUGGCCACUACGGCGAGAACACAAUCAUUCUAGAAGUUCCAGCGGGUGCAGUCAUGGCAGCUCCGACACGGGGUCACUCUGAUCACGAACCUCAUCAAGUGCCAUAUCCAGCGGGUGCAGUCGUAGCAGCUCCGACAAGGGGCCACUCCGCUCACGAAUCUCACCAGGUGUCAUAUCAUGAGGCUGAGCCUGAGCCUGAGCCUAAGCCCGAUGGACAGAAACCUCGCCCUUAUGAGGGAGACCCUCAUACUGGGCAAAAGCCCCGACCUCAAAAGGCUUCGCCCGCCGCUGGCGACAAAUCAUAUAAUGUCGACCAAGGGUAUAAGUUUGCUCAACCUCAGGCACACGAAGUCAGACCAACUGGCGCUGGGGACAGUCAUGAAGAAGCCGAGCCAGCUGCAGUUCCCAGUACUGAACCAGAGCUUAAACCGGUGGGAGGAGAUGACAAACCUGAGCCUCCCAAGCCAACACUCCAACGCAGGCCAGGUCUAGGUCCAGUUUCUCCACAUCGGCCACUAAGUACUCCUAUUGUGGUGGUCUCAGGGGCAAUAGCAAGAGCGUGGGAGGGGGUGUUGAUAACUGUCUUUCUUACGACUGGACUUGUUUUUCUUUUGUAA
Fusarium sp. VM40 is the source of this 3093-nucleotide messenger RNA. The record is from the annotation of a GenBank genome assembly. NCBI's taxonomy places the organism in Eukaryota, Fungi, Ascomycota, Sordariomycetes, Hypocreales, Nectriaceae.